CUGGACAUGAGGAGGAAUUUCUUCACCAUCAGUGGGGAGGCCCUGGAAGCGGUGGCUGCCCCAUCCCUGGAGCUGCUCCAGUCCAGGUUGGAUGGGCUUUGGACAGCCUGAUCCGGUGGAAGAUCCACCUUAAGAAACCUGUCCCUCCCCGCCACCUUCACACCCUCUUCUCGCUCCGCUUCCCUUUGGAGAAGAUUUUUCUGUCACUCGGGUUUCCUGUUUGCAAUCCUCGCUGAGCCCCGGGCGGACAUCGGCCAAGGGGACGUUGGCCAACCCCAACUCAUCCCACCAACUCCCGCUGGAACCGAGGUUCCGAGAAACACCAGGAAUUGCCCCUAAAAGGCCUUUUUUUCCAGCUCUUCUCCACAGAAGCUCUUCUCCUUCCCACUGGGAGGUUCCUCAGGAGCCCUUUGGGAGGGGGAACGCAAAGAGUUUUUCCUCUUCGGAGCAAAAGGAGCUUCCAGGGAAACGCUGAGACUUCGAGGAAAACUUUGGCAUCGCCGAGAUUUACCGGAAUAAAUCGCGGGGUGACCCCGGUGGCCCCAAGAUCCUCCCAUGGAGCAGGAUACGACCAACUCAGCGAGGGCUACUGGGAAUGAGGGGUUGGUGGCCACCUUGAACGGGGGCAACGUGGAGGACCUCUACGAGCUGCUGGAGAAGCUGGGGAGCGGCCACUUUGGUGUGGUGAAGCGAUGCCGGGAGCGCAGCACCGGAACCUUCUACGCCGCCAAGUUUGUGAAGACCCAACGCUGCCGAGGCAGCCGCUUGGGCUUGGAGAAGACACAGGUGGAGCGAGAAGUCGCCGUCCUCCGCCAACUCGACCACCCCAAUAUCAUGCGGCUCCACGACCUCUUCACCAGCAGAACUGAGACAGUGCUCAUCCUCGAGCUGAUCGGCGGUGGGGAGCUCUUUGACUUCAUCGCGGAGAAGGAGAUGCUGACGGAAGAGGAGGCCAUUGAGUUCCUGGGGCAGAUCCUGCGCGGAGUCGAGUACAUGCACGCCCACCACAUCGCCCACUUCGACCUCAAGCCCGAGAACAUCAUGCUGCAGGAGAAGGACAUCCCCAAACCCCAGAUCAAGAUCAUCGACUUCGGGCUGGCCCAGCGCCUGGAGGACGGCGUCACCUUCAAGAGCCUUUGUGGGACCCCACAAUACAUUGCUCCUGAAGUGAUCAACUAUGAGCCGCUGAGCGCCGCCACCGACAUGUGGAGCAUCGGGGUCAUCACCUACAUCCUGCUCAGCGGAUUGUCCCCCUUCCAGGGGGAGACGGAUGCUGAGACCCUCUCCAACAUCGUGGAUGGCACCUAUGAGUUUGAGGAGCGCUGCUUCAGCCAGACCUCGGACAUGGCCAAGGACUUCAUCCGGCAGCUGCUAGUGAAGGACCCAGCACACCGCCUGACGGCCACGGAGUGCCUGGUCCAUCCGUGGAUUAAGCCCCUGAGCCGGAAGCAGGAGGUGAAACGGAGCCGUUCCUCCAUCAACAUGAAGAACUUCCGCAGAUUCAACGCUCGGAGGAAGUGGAAGCUCUCCUACAACAUGGUGUCCGCCUGCCACCGGCUCUGCCGCACGCGGCUGCUCUGUGGCCUCAGGAAGGAGGACGAGGAGCUGCGCCCCUGUGAGAGCGACCAGGAGGAGGAGAGCAGCCACCCCGAGAGGCUCCUGCGCCGGCGGAGAAGCAGCUGCUCCUGAGCCCCCCGAGAGGAGAUGAUGGGACCCCCAAGAGGAGAUGGGACCCCAAAAAGGACAUAGGACCUCCCAAAAGGAGAUGGGACCACCAAGAGCACACAAGAGGACACAGGACUCUCCAAGAGGAGAUGGGACCCCAAAAAGGACAUAGGAGCCCCCUCAAGAGGAGAUGGGACCCCAAAAAGGACAUAGGAGCCCCCCCAAGAGGAGAUGAGACCCCAAAGAGGACACAGGAGGACAUGGGACCUCCCCAAGAGGAGAUGAGACCCCCAAAAGGACACAGGAGCCCCUCAAGAGGAGAUGGAAACCCACCUUCAAGAGGGACCAUCUCAGUAGAGGAGCUCUGGGGGUCCCCCUAUC
Messenger RNA from Cuculus canorus (common cuckoo), 2046 nucleotides. RefSeq names its product death-associated protein kinase 2. Bases 556 to 1689 code for a protein of 377 amino acids. The transcript is spliced from 12 exons. The record is from RefSeq and is a predicted model, not a curated record. Gene Ontology annotation, biological process: intracellular signal transduction; positive regulation of apoptotic process; protein phosphorylation. Lineage: Eukaryota; Metazoa; Chordata; Aves; Cuculiformes; Cuculidae. Gene Ontology annotation, cellular component: cytoplasm; nucleus. Gene Ontology annotation, molecular function: ATP binding; protein serine/threonine kinase activity.